Messenger RNA from Podospora pseudocomata, 1478 nucleotides. RefSeq lists its product as uncharacterized. The record is from RefSeq and is a predicted model, not a curated record. Gene Ontology annotation, biological process: endoplasmic reticulum tubular network organization. The coding region runs from base 335 to 1465 and encodes 376 amino acids. Gene Ontology annotation, cellular component: endoplasmic reticulum tubular network. Lineage: Eukaryota; Fungi; Ascomycota; Sordariomycetes; Sordariales; Podosporaceae. The transcript is spliced from 2 exons.
UUCCAUCGCAAGUUCGCAGCUGACAGCCUCAGGUGGGCGAUGCGAACACAAGCUUGACAUCCAAGCAGCCUUGCCGCGACAAAAUUCUUGCUGGCGGAGUCUUUGCUGUCGAGGCCGACGAUUUUCUCAACGGUUUUUGGUUUUUUGUUUCACUCUUCCAGUGUUAUCUCUUUUCACUUCUUACACUCUCUGCUGAAACAAUAAUUUCCACAUCCUACACUCUCUACCUACCCCUUUCGCGCAAACGUAGUCCCGACGACAGCAAUACAGACACGACGUUACCACCAUCACGGCUAUAUAGCACAGUUAUUGGCGACUUUUCCUCUUAUUCACUAUGGUUUCGCUCUGGCCAUGGGGGAGAGACGACUCUUCCCCCGCGUCUUUUGAAAAGGCGCUCUCGACUCUUUCGACCAAAAUAACGGUAACCCAAACUCGCCUCGAUCAAUCCCGCGCGAAAGCCAGACGGAUCAAGGUGCUGGGUACGCUUUACAUCGGUUUCGCCUACCUUGUUUAUGCGAUUGUCUUGAUGCUGGUGGUUGGUUACAAGGACAUGGGGGCAUGGGAGUGGACGGGCAUGGCGGGAGGGCCGGUCUUGAUUUCGCUGGUCCGCUCGAUUACGACCAUUUUCUUUGAUUACCGAAUCGAGAGGCUCACUGCGCGCCUCAAGGAGUAUCAGACUGAACGCGCCAAAACCAUCCAGAAACUAAAGGAUGCUACCAAGUACGAUUCGACGCUCGAGCUGCUCGAGAAGUACGGCGGCUCCGACAACAAACAGAAGAAGAACAAGAAGAAGACGUCCGAGGAGGAGGAAGACGAAGGUGCUGGCGCUGUCAAAGAACAGCCACAACCCAGGCAUCAUGCUCGUACGGGACUGCCGCCCCCGCCCACAGCAAAUAUCCAGCGCCGUCCAGAGUCCAGUGCCGGUGCACCUGCACCACACUCUAGGGUGCCAAGUUCAGUAUAUGGAGCACCAAGCCAACGGUCUCCCAGCCCCAUGAUCAGUGAGGCGGCCGAGUUCGCGCCAAAUGCUUUUGAAGGGAGAGCUCCCCCGCCGUUCCUACAGCAUCCACCUGCCACGAUGGCCCCUCCUCCCGAGCCGCACUGGUACGAUCGCAUUCUGGACACCUUGUUGGGGGAAGACGAGACGGCCGCCAAGAACAGAAUUGUCUUGAUCUGCGCGAAGUGCCGGCUUGUCAACGGCCAGGCACCACCAGGAACGAAAUCAUUGGCUGAGAUUGGAAAAUGGAAGUGCAUGGCAUGUGGGGCGACCAAUGGCGAGAUAGACGAGGGGAAGCGCAUCGUGCAGGAGGUACUUGGAGGAAGGGGAACAAAGGCGGACUCCAUUGCCGGAACCACCGAUGAUGAAGGCGGACAGAGCUCCAGCGAGAUUGUCGAGGUAGAGCAGGAUCUGUCCACCGAACCUCAGGAACUGUCCGUGAGGAAGAGAGCGAAGAGGGGGCAGUGAUGAUCGAGUGCUA